AUGCCAGCGACGGCGGGACGGGUGCGCAUGCCGCACAACAACCGCAUGCACAGCAGUACGGCGCUCAAGAUGACGGGCAUCUGGAAGAACACGAUCGGGUACGACCCGUACGCGGCGGCGGACGAAAAGACAGAGACCAGUGAGACGUCGUACGAACAGGCGAAGGGAUUGAUGGCGCUCGCGAAACUGUCGAAUAAAUCGAGCGAUGUGCGCGGUGCCUGUAAAAAGUGCGGUAUGGUGGGACAUUUGACGUUCCAGUGCCGAAAUCAUUUGACGGUGGCGGAGACGCACGCGGACUCGUCGGAUUCGUCGUCGUCAUCGGACUUGUCCAGCGAUGAGGGCGAAGACAGUGAAGACGAAAAAGAUCAAAGGCCUUCACGCCAUCUGUCCCCGCGUCGUCGUAGUCGCAGUCCAGAAGAACGACGUCGCAGUCGCAUUCCAGAAGAACGACGUCGCAGUCGCAGCCUAAGCGCUGGUAGACAUGACAAACGCCGAUCAAGCAAAUCGUCGGUGUCGAAGAAGGACAAGAAACGCAAGAGCAAAAGCUCGUCGAAGAAGAGACACAAGAAUGGCAAAGACAAAGAGCACAGAGAGUCCCGGCGCCGCCACAGUGCGAAAAAGUCACAUGCUAAGAAGCAACGGCGACACUAG
Hyaloperonospora brassicae is the source of this 651-nucleotide messenger RNA. The record is from the annotation of a GenBank genome assembly. Lineage: Eukaryota; Oomycota; Peronosporomycetes; Peronosporales; Peronosporaceae.